Penicillium cosmopolitanum is the source of this 2625-nucleotide messenger RNA. RefSeq names its product baculoviral IAP repeat-containing protein. The record is from RefSeq and is a predicted model, not a curated record. Lineage: Eukaryota; Fungi; Ascomycota; Eurotiomycetes; Eurotiales; Aspergillaceae. The transcript has 4 exons. Bases 1 to 2625 code for a protein of 874 amino acids.
AUGGGCACCGAAAUGGACACAUUUUCGGCCCGUCUGGCCAGUUUCGAUAUUGUUCUCCGGCCAGACAAGCGGAGAUCUUCGAAUAGCAAAGGCCCCAAUGCGAUCGCAUGGCCUCACGAAAGCCCAUCGCCGGAAGAGUUGGCGCAAGCAGGCUUCUACUACAAACCCUACGAAAGCAACCCUGAUAACACAACAUGCUUCCACUGUCACCGCGCAUUGGAUGGCUGGGAAGAAGAGGACAACCCCAUUACCGAACAUCUCAAACACGCGCCGGACUGCGGUUGGGCUGUCAUGAUGGACAUCCAACAGCGUAGCUCCAACCCCAAGAAAAUCGAGGAUCCAAUGAGUGAGCGAAUCAUUCAGGCGCGUGCCGCGACAUUUGGGACUUCAUGGCCACACGAUGGUAAGAAGGGAUGGGUGUGCCAAUCGGAGAAGAUGGUCGAAAGCGGUUGGUACUUCUGCCCGAAUGAAGACAGCGACGACCUCGCAAGUUGCGCCUACUGCAAACUGUCCCUCGAUGGUUGGGAGCCCAAAGAUGAUCCUUAUAAUGAACAUUUCCGCCGCUCUUCUUACUGUUCUUUCUUUGUCUUCACACAGCCUCCUCAAAAAGGCAAGGGAUCUCGCACCAAGAAAUCCCGUACUUCCAAGGCUUCUUCCCGUCUCUCAACUCAAUCCGUCGCAACCACUACCUCCGAAGCUCCCGAAUUGGAUACGGAUAUGGAUAUGGAUAUGGACGAUGAAAUAGAUCAAAGCAUCAUGUCUCAAACCACAACCAAGGCGAAACCGGCCAAGAGAGGGCCCAAGGGCAAGGGCAAGACUGCGAAAGCUAAGAAGCAGGAUAACGAGGAGGUCGAGGCCCAAAUGCAUGUCGAUAACGUUGAUGAUGUACAACCUGAACCCGAAGACGAGCCCGAACCACCAAAGCCAAAGCGUGCAGGACGCGGCAAGAAGCGGGUGAGCGAGGAUAUCAACAACGAUGAGCCUGAGUCAGUCCCUACCCAAGAGCGAGAACAGUCACCAGCCGCAGAGCCUCCCUCAAAACGCCGAGCGACAGGCACAAGAAGUAGCAGCGUUUCUCGAUCGUACAAUUACGAGUCUCACGACCAUGAAAUGCAAGAUGCAGAGUCAGUGGAUGAAGCGGCCCCGAAAAAGAGGGGCCGCAAACCGAAGAAGGCUACAGCAAAAGGCCGGAAGGCUUCUGAUGUAUCCACUUCAUCUAAAGCUCUAACAAAGGAGCGUCUUCCGCGUGACUCGGAAUUGGACGCAGCUAUCCAUGCCGACCUUGAUGCUGAUGCUGACGAGCCUGCGGUGCAGGAGCCCGAGCAGGAGGAUGAACCAGAGCCAGCCCCGCGUACCUUGAAGAAAUCCAAGUCCACAAAGAAAUCGAAAGCUACUGAGAAAGCAUUGGAGCCAGAAGAAGUGGACGCUCAAACAGAGGAAUACGAGGAGGUCGAGGAACCCGCUCCAAAGACAAAAUCCAGCAAGUCUUCCAAGAAGAAAAGCACCAAGAAGAGCAAGAAGGAGGAAGAUACUAAGGCUGAGAAGAAAGCAUCACAAAGGUCUAUGGAACCUACACCAAUUGAUGAUGACAUUUCAGAGCAUGAGCAUCAUGACUCUUUGGUUUCUGUUGAAACCGACCACCAGAAUCCUGAGCUUGAAGCAGAUCCUGUAUCGGAGGCCGAGGAGAAGCCAGUGAAGAAGAAGUCCUCGAAGAAGAAGGAUGAAAAACCGAAGAAAUCCAAGAAAUCCAAGAAGGAGCCUUCUCCUACCCCCGAACCGGUUGUUGAGCCCGAGCCCGAGACCGAAGUCGAAGCAGAGCCAGAGCCAGAGCCAGAAUCAGAGUUUGAGGCUGAACCUGAACUCGGGUCAGAACCCGAACCGGUUUACGAACAACAUGAUACCCGGUCCCCUUCCAUGUCUAUGGAUGAAUUUGGAACCCCAGAUGAUAUCCCGGACAUGGUUGAGAUGGUCCCAUCUCCUCAGCCGCCUUCUUCAGAGAUACGAAAAGACAGGACUCCGGUCCCUCCUAAGACGACGAAACGGUUCAGUGACAUCCCUCAAGAAGAGCACCUCGCCGAGUCAUUCAACGAAUCUCAAAGGUCUCGUAUCAGCGGGAAACAAGAGACUAGGCCCCAGAGGAUAUCCAAGUCCUCGAACAGAGCGGUAUCACCUCUGCCACCUCCUCGCCAGAGUACUCCGUCGUUGUCACCACAAUCAUCUGAUGCUGAGAAUCGGCCACCAUCCUCCCGGCUCGCUCCAUCCUCCACCCCGAGACAGCAGACAAUGCAGGCCCCAUUAGCUGCUGCCACUCCCUCGCCUUCAAAGCGCAAUCCGAAUGCAGGAUUCCCUGCGUCGGCUCACCCUUGGACUCCCGUGGAUAUCGAUGAACUGUUAUAUGGAGAAGCUAGUGACAAGGAGAAUGCCGAUUUGUCCGGGAUUUUCAAGGAUAUCAAGGCUGGUUUGACCAGCCCCGAAAAGAAAAUGAAUGUUGAGCAGUGGAUUUUAUGGAAUGCGAAGAACGGCGAAGAUCGUCUGAAGAGAGAAUGUGAACGGCUGGUCAGUCAAUUCGAGAAAGAGGGUGGCCGGGCCAUGCAACGGCUUGAGGCUAUUGAGUGCAUGGAUUAA